Branchiostoma belcheri (Belcher's lancelet) is the source of this 799-nucleotide messenger RNA. Its product is annotated as probable chitinase 3. The transcript has 5 exons. The record is from RefSeq and is a predicted model, not a curated record. NCBI's taxonomy places the organism in Eukaryota, Metazoa, Chordata, Leptocardii, Amphioxiformes, Branchiostomatidae. Gene Ontology annotation, cellular component: extracellular region. Gene Ontology annotation, molecular function: chitin binding. Bases 119 to 799 code for a protein of 226 amino acids.
GUUCACACUAUGUCACAAGGCGACGUCAUCAGAAAGUACACAGAAUUUACUUUAAAAGCAUGGAAAUUCGGGUUGUUCAGAUAGUUUCUUUGCAUCGCUUUUUGGAGCUGAAAUCACCAUGUCUUUCCGGUGUGUUGCUGCCAUCCUUCUGUACGUUGUGGUCGCCAACGGAGCAAAACUUUCUCCCUUAAAGGAUGAGAUGGAGCGGUUUAUCCACUCCUGGGCGGUGUACUCCCCUGUACAGACGGACAGUAACGACGGGGAGGGAAGCGGCGGGAACGUUAUCGAAGCCUUCACCUGCUCUCUCCGGCAGCCCGGCCUGUACAGUGACCCGCAGGACUGCCACUCUUACUACGAGUGCGUCGCCGGCUUCGACACCCCGUUCCACCGCGCUUGCGCCAUGGGGUGGUCGGACGGACCGCACCCCGUGUUCGAUCAGGCCGCGCAGCGCUGUGAUUGGCCGAUGAAUGUCGCAGGGCCUUGUGGGACCAAAGACUCCCGGUGUGCUGACAAGGCUCCUGGAAACUACCCGGUGCCCGGCAGCUGUACGCAGUACUACAAGUGUUUCCCGGGGCUAGUCCAGGGGCUGGACGGGGAGUGUCCGGACGGGACCGUGUUCCACCCCGAGAUGAUGGCCUGCAACUGGCCCUGGGCUGUCCCGGCACCAUGCGGGGUGAGCUCUAGCCUCUAUAUGGAUGGCCUGCAACUGGCCCUGGGCCAUACCGGCGCCCUGCGGGGUGAGGACUGCAUGUCGGCUCGCCUCUUGUCUGUACCAUCUUUCAUCUUCGGCAAAAGUUGA